This is a messenger RNA of Cinara cedri, 10422 nucleotides long. Lineage: Eukaryota; Metazoa; Arthropoda; Insecta; Hemiptera; Aphididae. The record is from the annotation of a GenBank genome assembly.
GCCUAAUGCUACCAACCAAGGCAAACGGGAAAUCUAAUAAUCCGACCAACUUUACGCUGUUUGUGUGUACACAUUUUACAGAACACUACUAUAUUAUUAUUAUUAUACCAGUUCUGCAGCCGUCUGUUGAAUAUCGUUGACCGGCUUUUAUCUAAUCUCGUGUCAUUUGGUCGCGUUGUGUUGGCUGUGCCCGAACGCAAGCUCAUCGUUUUUGCGUGCAUUGUGCUAUACAACAAACGAAUCAUUUUAAAACGCUAGCUGCGCGGUCCGUAAUUCGUAAAAUGUUACUAAAACCCAAACGACAGUGAACCAUCAUCAUUCAAUACGGUUAAUCGUUUUUGUUUUAUUUUCAACCCGCGGACAAUGCAAUUUGCUGUGAGUUCGUUGCAGUGGUUGUUUAUAUUAUAUUCGAUUGUCGUCGACGCUAACGCUAAAUGUAAGUUCGAUUUGUAGUUUUUUAGCAAUACAUUUCAUAUAUUAUGCGAAUCCGACAUCUAGUUUUUCUUUUUUUCCAUACUACAACGCAAAACAAUUGAAUAAUAUUAUCGAUGAAAUCAUAUUGUUCCAGUCAAACUAUGCGUAGUGAAAAAUAACGGUAUCAGUGAAAAAACUAAAGAUUAUUGCCCGCCUUUAAACAAGGAAAAAUCCAGUCAAGUGGAAUGCGAGUUUGCAAACGAUAGGUAAGUGCCCAACACUUUGAUAAUUCAUUUCAAGCCAGACAAAAAUAACUAUUUUAAAAUCAUAAUCGUUUCCCGAAUAUAAUGUUUACUGAUAGUAAUACCUAUAUUAACUGUAUUAAAAUUAACGAUUUAUUAAUCUAAAGGCGCGAUGUGUUAAAUCGACCUGCGUGAUUUGCGUCGUAACUGCGUCGUUUUAUUUUAUUAGCAUUUUAAAAAUCGCAUUUUAAUUUUAAAUUUAAUAAUAAUUGCGAUUUGCUGUUGAACGAAUUCUUAACCAAUCUUAUAUUUCGCAUACGGUUUUAAAUAAUACAAUAAUAUAUAUGUGUGUGUAAAUAUUUUUUCUCCAACGGUCGUACCUGCGUGUACCUAUUAUGGAUAUUUUCAUGUAAUAAUAUACGAUAAGGCAGGUAUACUGAAGUAUAAUAACAAAACCAGCCUUAACGAUUGCCGAACAAAUAUCGGGUGCCGGUCAAAAUAUCUCGAACGAAAAUCUCUGAUUUUGUCAAACCCGAAAAAAUAUCUCGUGUACUUAUUGUUAUUAAUAUCCGAAACAACAUGCGUCCCACAACUGGAGUGAUGUGGUUGGUACAGCAACUCCUGCACCUCCCCUUCCCUCAAAAAAAAAAUAAUAAUAAUAAUAAUAAAAGAUCUGUAUAGCCUAGGAAGCAGACCCAAAACACUUGUCUUUUACUUUUUCGAUAAAUACAAAACACUGUUACUAAAAACUGCAACUCAUAAAAUAUCAUCAAGUAUGAAACACGCGUCGCAUUAUCACCGUUUGUUGUCCGUUUAUUAUUAACGUUAAAUCACCGGCAUCAACUGUCUCCGUCUUACAAACGCGGGACAUAGCAAAUCUGUGUGUGUAGUAGGACACAUUUUGUAACGUUCGUUUUAAUAUUAAAGCAAAUCGGCUUGUUAUCAAACGUAAAGAGCCAAGCAGAUUACACGUGCCCCGGCAUUGGCGUUUUUUCGAUUUUUGAAUUUUUAAGCAAGAUAUGAUAAUUUUUAAAUUUUGGUAUUUUACAUACCCAUAGCUCGUUUAAAAAUAAAAAUAUCGAAAAAACAUUGGACAAACCAGGGCACGUAUAAUCUUCUUGCCUCUUUAAGUUUGGUAUUAAGCCGAUUUGCUUUAAUAUUAAAACGAACGUCACAACAUGCGUCCUACGUUGUCGCACUUUUGUAGGACGGAGUCAACAAAUGCGUGGAUAGCGUCCUUUUAAUACAAUAAAUCGCGCGAUAUAGCCUUACACCAGUACCUAGUUGUGGUUUUUUUCUUGAUAUUUUUAAACAUACGCACCAUCUCGAAAAAAAAUGCCUCUAGUUAUUCCAAUGAUCCAGAACCGCGCGCCCGCGAAAAAAAUAAUUGGCGUUUCUCGGUGUGAACCGGUACGCGGUGUAUACAACACUGCUGUAGGGCCUCUCAGAGAUACGCGUCUACGGUAUCCCAGGUAUCUACGGUUUUUACGCGCCUUGCGAUUCGUCAUCGUGACGAUACAAUUAAAUUAUAAAAUAUUAUCUUCGACUCGGAACGGUUCGUUAAAAAACAAAAAGUUAUCACGUUGGAAUAAUAAAUUAACAUUUUCGCGCGUAGAAUAGGUCGAAACGUAUAAUAUUAUAUCCCCCCCUCCCCCGUACGUAAUUAGCGUAUUAAUAAUGAUAAUCCAUUGUGCAUAAAACGAUAGAUUUCGUUACGCGAUAUUAUAAGUGUAAAACCGGACUCGAACUGCAGUGGCCGGCCGAGGUUGAAGCCCAUGACCAUGAGUCGAUUUUCAAUAAUACGUAGUUAUCAUUGUCGAAUUAAUCGCGUGUUGCACAUAAUAUUAAGUUUCAAUAUAAUAUUGUGUAUUAUAUAAUAUUAUAUAUAUUAGGUAUACCUACUACGAUGUGUACAGAGUGAUUCUUUUAACUCGAAUCGGUCGAUAAAUAUAAUAUACAUUGGGGAAUAUUAAGCCGGUGGUCUGCAAUAGUAAAAACUAAAAAACUGCCCCUAGGAUAAUGGGGACGGGUUUAGCCACUGUAGGGGGGGGGGAGGUUCAAGUUGGAAAAGUAGGAUUCAGAUGGCAAUUUAAUGUAUAUCUAUAUGCAACGAUUAGCCAUUGCUAACGAAAAAACCAUUCUGAGCGCAGUUCAGUUGUUGGCGCGUUGCUUUGUCAACAAAUAUUUAUGUCAUAUUAUGAUAAAAUAAUUACGUAUGCAUUAAACAUUUUCAUUAAUAAUGUUUGUUUAAUAUUGUACCUAUUUUCCCAUUUAUUUAUUGGAAAAACUCGUGGGAAAAUUAAAAAAUGACCUCCCUAAUGUACCUUACCAGGCAAAUUUCCUUUCAGAUAAAUUAUUACGCUUGUAAAUCGGAGCAAUAUUUCUGGUAGAAAAGUUGUUCACAGAUAAAAAACAAAAAAAUAAAACAUUGUAAAAACAUAAGCUUGUUCGCUCCACUCAGAAUCUAAAAAGGUGAUCUGCUCACGGGUAGGUCGUUGUUUUAAGUGGUUAGUUGGAUAGGUAGGAUAAACGGGGUUGUAUAAUUUGUAUACUACAUACACUGAAAAAUCGAUUCUGAUUUGUAUGUUUUUUCGCUUGUUGUCGAGGUAACUCGCGAAACAAGGAAUUCUCGGUUUUCCCGAUUAUUCGGAAAACUACAAAUAAAAUCAAAAAAUUACUUCUCCAAUGCACCAACUAUAUCCAAAAUUAUACAAGAAAGUUUCUGUGUUUUGAUUGGCGCAAAACUUUUGAUAGACAGGUUGUUAAUAAGCAGAAAAAAAAAUUUAAAAAAAAAAAACCCCCAGUAGUUAGCCAUAACCAAUACAUUUCUUAUAAUUAAGAUAAAAGUAUUAAAAAAAAUCGUUAGUUAAUAAUAAUAAAUGUUCGAUAUUGUUAUAAGGACGAACAAGACAAAAACUUUUAGAACCUACGAGAUUUAUGUAAAUAUUACAUUUUGUAGGUACGUUUAUUCGAAACAAAUAAGUAUAUUUAAAUUUAAAUUAUAGACGAUUACCGAUUCGUUUUUAAACCAUUGCUUUGAGACUUGUGUCAACAUUUGAUAAAUUCUGUACUACCCAGUUGCGAUAACUACGAAAUAUACUAAUACCAAGGGCGUAUUUAUGGGGGGGCUGAAUGAGCUGCAGCCCCCUCCCCAAAAAAAUAAAAAUAAAAUUAUAAGAAAAUCUAAAAAUUAUUUCCGUGGUUUAUGAAAGUCACUGCAAAAGUUAAAUUAAAUUGCAUUUUAUUGAUUUUAAAUUCGCAUGUUGUUAGCUUAUCUCAUAGACGAAACUUUACCACGUGAGAACGGAUGCUGGGAAUCAAAUAAAUACUAAUUUAUUAUAAACCUAUCAGUAAUCACACGCUUUUCUGAAAUUAAUUUUAUCAAUAAAUAUUAUUUCGUGUACAACUGGACAGUCUAGGUACCACAAUAAUAAUAAACAGUAAUGAUCAAUAACCUUUGUGUUGGUUUGCUGUUCAUACCGAAUUGAGUUCGCUUGCAAGAAAAUGUUUUUAAUUUUUUUUCAUUAUUAUUCAUUACAUGAUUCAUAUAUUAUUAUAAUUUUUAUUUUACUGAAUGGCAAUGUUUAUAAUUUUGGAUCAGCCCCCUUCCCCCCUGAAAUAAAAUCCUAGAUACACGCCUGAUUAACACUCUUAGUUUACCUACCUAUAUUAUAGUAUUAACUUAAUGUGUUGAUUUAUACCUACGAUUUGUAUACUAUUAUAACCUCCGACUCCCGUCACGAGUACCAACUACGUAAUUUCCCCUAUUGCAGAAUUAUUGAUUUAGAUACCUAUUUGAUAUAAUAGGUACUUGAUAUAAUAUUAUCCCAAUGAAAUCUUAUUGUUUUAUCCUAUGUGAGAUUUUCAGACGGCAAUAAUAUUCGGAUAUUUUAGAUAGUAUAUAGUAGGUAGGCACUACACAUAAAGAUUUUUUUUUCGACGUUUUUUUAACCAGAGUUUUUAUUGUUAUAGAUAUUUUGACCCGUCACCAAAUUAACAAUGCAAACGAUGCAAGGGCAAUCCUGUGAACUUGUUUGAAUGUAAUACCACUUAAAAAUAUCCAUAAACAAUACCUUGAUAAAUAAAUGUUUUGUAUAGACUGCAUUGUAUAAGAAAAAUUCUGAAUGGAAAGGCAGACUUUGGAGUGUUUCACGUGGAAGAAAUAUCGUAUGCGACUAAAUGGAAUGAGUAUUUAAGCAUUACAAAUGAAAUUCGUUUAUUUGAGAAAGGUACCUAAUUGACUUGUUUUAUAUCAUGUCAUUAUAAAUACAUCAUAGAUAAUAAAAUAAUAAUAUUAUUCAAAAUAAUUAUAAUUAUUUCAUAAUGAUUUACAGUAGGCAUUUAAACAAUAGGUGUAUAAUAGCAAUUUAAUGUCAAACAUUAAAUUAUAUAGGAUCCUGUGAAAUAUGUACACAUAUAUCUUUGUUCCCAAAGAAAAUGAUAAAAAUAAAAGAAAUUAACUAAAGUUCUUCCUUGAGACUUAAAAGUCUAAGGAAAUAUUAUUUUACAAUGCAUUAUUUGUUCAAAGUAUAUAAAAGUUGUAAACAAAUUUGAAAGGGAAUGGGAUAAAUGUAUUUUAAUUUUUACUGGAUAAAACUAUCGCUGUAAUUUUGACCUAUCAUACCGAAUUCUAAAAAGUGUUAUUUUUUUUUAAGUCUAGCCAUAAACACUAGCUAUAAAGUCAAAUCCAAAAUACAAAAAGUUCCCUAUUUAAUUUAUUUCUGUAACGAUUUUAUCAUUCACUAAAUUACAACUUUCAAUAAACCAAAAUUUAUAAGCAUUUCUGUUCUGCCAAACUGUUCUGUGCUCGGCCAAACAAUUGUAUCCACAUAAAGCCUAUUAAGAGCAACAAAGUAAUUUAAGUAAUUAGCUAUGUCAUUAUCAACAAUAAACGUAAUAAUAAAUAAUUAUCAAAAAAAAAGUUAAAUUUCAUAAAAUAAUCGAACAACAAUAACUUCACAUUAGUUACAGAUAAAAUUAAAGAGCUAGGUAGAAAUUAUAAGAUGGAUACAAUUUAACAGUUACUUUUGGGGAAAUUUUACCCCUCCUAGGUAAAAAUUACGUGGGAUUAAAAUUCGCCUGUUACGCCGGUAUUAAUCGAAACCGGAAAUUAAUUUUUAUAUUUUUGAAAACCAAAACCCAAGCCUAAACCAAUAAAAUCAUGAAGGUCCCUGGUUUACUAUCCAUUUCGGAAGUCAUAAUGUCCUUUUUGCACUUUAUUUCGACCUAAAAUACAUAUUUCAACUAGUGUCUAUUAUUUUCAUUAAACGGAAGUUAAUCUACAAUAAAUCGGAUUAGGUAUAUAACAAAAAACAACAGACAUAUCUCACACGAUGGAUGAUGGCCACUGUUGUAAGUGAGAAAUUAAGAAUGUAGGAUAUAUAAAGGGCAAUUUUAAUGUAUAUCUAUGCACAACUAUUAAUCAUUACAAACAAAAUACGAUUCUGAGCGGAGUUCGGUUAUACGUAUUUUUAAAAACUGUAAUAUUUACGAUUUUGAUCAAAAUUUUUAAUUUGAUUUUAAAAUUCUUAUACAAAAUUCUACAUUACACUCAAUUAUUUUUUUUUCUGAUCACGAAGUACGACUUAUAAUGAACCUACUGUUAAAUUUUUGUUUGGUCUAACAAUUUUAUCCACAGAGUACCUACCUACCUUAUUAAAAAUUACGUAAAAAAAUUCUCUAAAUUAAAAUGUCUAUAAAUAGCUCAAAAAUGACUAAAAUGUUUUGAAACUUUUAAUCUCAUCUAGAAAAUGCAAAUAUAAUUUUUCUGUCUAAAUUUCAAUUCUACAAAUAUUUUCAACUGAAUCGCAACAAAAAAUAUAAUUGAAAAUAACACAUUUUGUAAAUUGUCCGGUUUUCCUAAGUUUUUUCCUGGUUUUAUCCAAAUAUUAUGAAAACCUCUUGGAAAUAACUUUCUUAAAGUACCACCCAGACUUAAUUUACUUAAAGUAUGAUUAUACCACCCAGAUAAAAUUUCCUUUCAGAAAAACUACUACACUUGAUACAUCGGAAGAAGAUUUCCAGUAGAAAAGUUCUUGACAGAUAAAAAGAAAAAUAAUAAACAAACAUCGUGUUAAACCAAUACAUUCCUCUUUUCGCUCAGAAUCUAAAAGUAUAAAGUAUAUGUGAUAUGAAAUUACUUAAAUUUUCAUAAUACUUUCAAAAAUAUUAAAUUUGUGUACCUAUUAAUAAUUAUAUGCUACUCAAUAAUGAAAAAUAUAAAUCUGAGAACAAAAUAAAUAAGUAAUAUUAAUUUUGAAAAUUUACAGAAAAAUUUGAUUAUAGCAUGGUAGUUUUAGUCAAUGAAGAUGCUAACAUUAAGAACUUAAAUGAUUUAAAAGGCAAACGUUUAUGUCAUCCUGGAUUUUUUGAAGGAGAAACAGCAAGUGGAUGGUCUAACAUAAUAUCUCAAGUAAUCAUUUAUUUUAAAACUGGUGGUUAUUUAAAAAAAAAUAGUGGAAUUACAUUUGACAAAAUAAACAGAUAAUAUCCAUUCUUCGCUUCAUUUGAUUAUUUGUAUUAGUACUUUCUAGAGUCAUUGUGUAAUUUUCAAAUUAUUCUGAUAUAUAUUUAUAACUCUUUUAUCUAUUUUAAAUUUUUAUUUGAAAUUUACUUGUACAAUAUUUUGUAUAAAAAUAUGAUAUGUCGGUAGGUAUGUAAAAGAAAAACUAAUGAAUAUUUUUUAAAAGUGUAGUUUUAUUUGUCAUGCUUUACCUAAUUUUAUUUAUCAACCUUAUUUUUACAUUCAGAAUUAAUGUAGGUACCUCUGUUAAUUUAUUAUACAAUUUGUAACUAUAAGUCUAUAAUUAAAAUAUUUAUUACAGAAAUUAUAAAAGCAUAUUACCAAAUAUUAUUACGUGUAGUAUGUACCUAAUACUUAUAUUAUAUUGUUACAUACAAAUAUUAGGUUAUCUAUUUUUAAUCAAUUAGGUAUAAUAUAGAUUUUAGUACAGUACCUAAUACUAUACCAUACAAAUGAAAUAAUAUUGGUAACACACAUUCAUUUUCAAUUAUCUAUGUAUCUAAUUGUAUCUAAAUAAUACAAAUAUGAUUCUAGUACUUUGAACGAGUAGUUGUUCCACAAAAAUGCAAUCCACAAUUAAGCAUAAUAGAAAAUCAAUUAGAAUCUCUUUCAGAAUUCUUUGGAGAUUCAUGCAAACCAGGUCAAUGGGAUCCAGAUCCUGAUAUGGAUAAUAGACUUAGUAAUUAUAAAUAUUAGACAAUUAAAAAAAAUUAUGUAUUAAAUUUAAAAAGUGACUGUACAGAAGACAAAUAUCCAAAUCUAUGCACAAACUGUAAAAAUCCAUCAAAGUGCAAUGUUAAUGAUCAAUUUUGGGGAAGACAAGGAUCGCUACAAUGCUUAAGUGACUGUUUUGGAGAUAUAAGUUGGGCCAGACUCUCUGAUGUCAGAGCACACUUUAAAGUAAAUACAGUACACAAGUAUAGUAUCUAAAUAAAUUAUUAUUUAUUACUAGGUACCUUAUUUAAUUAUAAAUUAAAAAUUGCAUUUAUACAUGAUUUUAUAUUUAAGGGUGACAGUACAAAUGCUUGCAGUAAAAUAAGUUUCCUCUGUCCAAAUGGAACUUUACAACCACUGGAAACUUCUAAUCCGUGUACUUGGUUAUCUCGACCUUGGCCAGCUAUUAUAGCAAGAAAGUAAAUAUAUUUUAAAGAGCAAUUUAGUAUCUAUAUUCUAUACCAUUUUAUACAAUAUAAUUAUAAAACUGUUCCUAGUUCAACAGCAUUAAACAUUCAAGAUAUGAUAAACUAUGUAAAUACAGCUAAAGAAUUACAAAAUGCAUCUUCAUGGCAAUGGGCCUUAAACAAUUUACUUUUAUACUAUUCCGAACCAAUUUCAUCAAAUACUAUUAAAAGUCCAAAAGAUUAUCUAAUGGCAGCUCCAGGCUACAUAACAGCUGAAGAGAAAGGGCAGUUGUGUAAUGACCGUACAUUUUCUAUGUGUAUUGAAACUAUAAGAGCCUUACACAAAUGUCAAGUACUCUCAGAUAUAUCUAUAAUUUAUGGUAUACAGCCUAAAUUAAAGUGUGUUAUGACUCCAGAUUGUGGAAAAAAAUUAAAAAGCGGAGAAGUAGAUAUAAUGAUUUUGGAUACUGAUAAAAUUGCACAAUUUAGAAGGUAGGUGUACAUUUUAUAUAAAAAAUAACAAUAAAAUUUAAAUUAAUUAAAAAAUUAACUAAACUUCAGAAAUUAUGGUAUUUCAAAACCAAUACUUUAUGCAAUUUCCCUUUAUCAUCAUUUAUAUCGAAAAAUGAGCGCAGUAAUGUUAAAAAAAAAUGCUGUGAGUGAUAUUCAAGAGUUAAGAGGCAAAAUAGCUUGUUUUCCUAUAUUUGACGGUUACGGUAAAACAAAUCAUUUAAAUUUGGAAAUAAUCUUACAUUUCUUAAAUAAGUGUAUAAUUACUUUUGUUUUAGCUUGGAAUUCAUUUUUAUUAACACUAAAACUGCAAAACAUAGAUUUAUUUCCUAACAAUAAAACAAUAGAGAGAUUCUUUAAAAAAAGCUGUGCAAUAUUAAGUUCUGACCAAAGUUCAAUACCAGAAUGUGAUUUUGAUGGUGAAGUAUAAAAUUAAAUUGAACUAUCUUGAAUAUAUCAACAAAAUAAUUUUUACCUUCAGAUAUUUUACCCGAAGAUAGUAAUGAAAAUGGAAUGUGGAUUGAAACUCAAACUCUAAGAUGCAUAAUUGAAGGAGGCGGAGAUGUAGCUUUUAUCAAUACUCUUCAUUUAAAUCAGUAUUUAGGUAAGCAGGAAGUAAUUUUAUUGUAUAAAAAUCUAAUUUCAAUUUUUUCUAAUUGAAUUAUAUUUUGUGUAGAUAUUUUAAGAUCACCGUUAAAUUUACCAAGCAACUAUAAUUCCAAUAAUUUUACAACUAUAUGUAAUCAUAAAGUUCGCUCUCCAAUAGAUUGUCCAUUGUCUUGGUCUAAUUUUGGACAAGUAAGUAAUUUAAUUUCAGGUCUAUUGUAACUAUUAUGAUUAUAAAAUUAAAACUUACUAGGUAUUUAAUACAAUUUCACUAGGAAUUCUGCUUUAUAAUAAUGUGUAACUUACUUACUAACCUAACCUUACAUAGUAUAAUAGGUACCCAUUUUCCACUAAAAUUAAAUAAUCAGUUAAUUUUUGUAUUUAGAUAUUGGUUAAAAAAAAUAUAUCUUUAAAUACCAAAAGAGAAAUAAUUUCAUUAUUAAUGGAUAUGGAUUUAACUUUUGGACAAAGAAGAAAAACCACUUAUAUAACACCACCAGUAUUUUCUAUGUAUGGACCUUUUGAUGAUCUUUCUGAUCCUAUGUUUCCGGUAAAUUUGUUAACUAUAAGUACCAUAAUACUUAAUAUAUAAUUAAACAAAAAUAUGUUUUAACUAUAUCUAGGCAGAUGCACAAAAAUUGGAAACUAUUCAACAAUUUAGGGAACACCCAACACCACUAGCACCAGAAUAUGAAUCAUAUAUUAAUAUUUUAUAUGAUCCCAAACCUAAUGUUAGUUCUGGUGUCCCAAUAAUACCAUUAUCAUUAUUACAGUUAUUUAUAGUUUAUAGAGUUUUUUUUUAAAUAUUUUACAUAGAUACUCAUAAAUAAAUAAUGACAAAUAUUAUCUAUCAUUUAAAUUAAUUUAUAUAAUAAAAACCAUUUUUUAUAGUUAUUUAGUUUUUUGUGUUACCUAUCAAAUUGAAUAAGUAUACAAGUAUAAAAGGAGUUAUAUAAGUUUUGAGAUUUGUCUUAUGAUGAGUGUUAUACGCUUUUAAAAUAUUCAA